AAAGGAGAAGCUGUGAGCGGCAGACUGAAAUGUCAGUAAGACCAAACCCACAGGACUCAACAGUAUUUAAGUAUCAUCCUGGUCACUGUAUCAUGUCUUUUGUUGCACACAUUCUGGCUCUACUGAGAUGGGCUCAUGGAAAAGAAUAUAUAAUAUCUGAAGCCUGACAGACAUUUGUAUCCAGCCAUGGGUGACUGGUCUUACCUUUCCUCACUACUAGACAGGGUUCAAUCUCACUCCACUGUGGUGGGUAAAAUCUGGAUGAGUGUCCUCUUCCUCUUCAGGAUCUUUGUCCUGGGUGCUGCUGCGGACAAAGUCUGGGGAGAUGAAGUGUCAGAGUUCUACUGUGACAGCUUGGAACCAGGAUGUCAACAUGCCUGCUACAACUGGAUGUUCCCAAUGUCCUACAUUCAUUACUGGGUCCUACAAAUCACUUUUGUGGCCACCCCAACCCUGGUCUACCUGGGUCAUGCUGUCCACAUCAUCCACAAAGAGAAGAGGAUGAUGGAGCAGCUGCAGGACAGCACUAACAUAACUUUAAUGAGGAAGCCAAAGUAUACAGAUGACAGAGGGAAGGUGAAGAUAAAAGGCAUCCUCUUUUGCACUUACAUGACCCAGCUGGUCUUUAAGAUCUUCCUGGAGGUGGGAUUCGGUGUGGGCCAGUUCUACAUAUUUGGCCCCAUGAACAUGGUCUCCUACUUUCACUGUACUAUGUCUCCACCUUGUGCCCGUUACAGCGGUGCCCAGUGUUACAUUUCUCGUCCUACAGAGAAGACAAUCUUCAUCAUCUUCAUGCUUGCAGUUUCAGGAAUUUCGGUGCUCCUCAACAUCAUUGAGAUGAUCUACCUGCUCUGUAACAAGAGGAGAGACACAAGGAAACAGCUUCUAGCUCAGCAGCAGUGCCCAUCCAACACAGCGUGGAGGACCAUGAGCAGCCAGUAUGGAGGCUUCCCACUGUCACCUCUGCCUGCUCAGGGUCUGGCAGGUCUCUGCAAUGAUGACAAACAUACUGACUGAUAUGGAUGUUUCCUUUUAAUAUUUUGUCAGUAGCUGUAUGGUGUGAAAUGUUCUAAAUUUAAUUAUCAAAUAAUAUUAAUACAAAUUAACCACCUAGCAUUGAUUGUGUUUUCCUUUACCACCUCAAGCGAAUGAAGGACUUAAAAAACUAUUUAAAAUACUGCACUUUGAUUGGUCAAUAACCACAGCCCCACUGUGUCAUAAGUGCUAAGCGGAGGAUUCACACUUCCAAUGAUGGACUGAACUUGGAAGAGUUACGUACACCAUAUUAGUAUGUGUUGUGCAGUAUGUAUAUACACUGUAUGUGUGGUUUGAUUUGAUUUGAUUUAUUUUAUAUGUUGUUGUAUUCUGCUAUAAAUGUACUUAUGUUUUUCUAUGAGUGUAGCAUGAAGCGAUUGCAAACUUUUAUGUCUUUGUACAACCUUGUGUUGUGUGCCAUCCCAUAAAAUAACAAAAUAGCAAA
Messenger RNA from Dicentrarchus labrax (European seabass), 1480 nucleotides. Its product is annotated as gap junction Cx32.2 protein. The transcript is spliced from 2 exons. NCBI's taxonomy places the organism in Eukaryota, Metazoa, Chordata, Actinopteri, Moronidae. The record is from RefSeq and is a predicted model, not a curated record. Gene Ontology annotation, biological process: cell communication. Gene Ontology annotation, cellular component: connexin complex. The coding region runs from base 187 to 1017 and encodes 276 amino acids.